CUUCCUCAUAAAAAUCUUCGAUUUCCGCCGCGCUGAUGGGCCCGACGACGAGGCGUCGCGGCUGGCGUUGUAGGCGUCGGGCGCGGCGGACCCAGGCGCUGCGGCGGGGCGGCUUCGGCCUGGAGUGCGGGCGCUACUGCAACGGCGAACUGGAGGAGAGGCUCCGGCAGUGGAGCCAGGCAUGGCUUGACGUCGCCAAGAAAAUCUCACCGCCUUCCCUUUCUUAUUUCGCACGCGCCAUAACACUGGCGACGGAGCUUUGACCUCGCCUCGUCGGAGGAUAGUCCCCUCAUCGUCCUUCCUCUCCUAAAAGCGCCCUAAUCCCGGGCCGAGAGUACCUCAGCCGGCGCCCGGCGCGCCUCUCCAUUUCCUUCUCUUGUUCGCUCCGUGCCGGCUGCGGGCGAGACCUCGCAGCGAUGUCGUCGGCGGCGGGGACACCAUCGGACGGCGGAGGGGAUAGGCCGUGGCAGUCAUACCACACCGCCUACACCAACGCCAAAGCUGGAAUGGAGGGAGUUGACAAAGAGAAGGUGCAGAAGGUGAUCUAUGAAAUGAGCAAGGGUUUCGAAAAUGAGCAGAAGGAGGCGAUUACCAAACUUAAAAUCGAGCAUCUGCGCACACAAUGUGCAAAGUUAACUGAUAAUGACAUAUCACAUUUUCAGAAGCAUCUCCAAGUCCUACAGCCCGGGUCAUCUCUGUCACCAACACAUACAACCUGGGUAGCAGUAUUCUGAUGGACUACCUUCUUCAGAGUGCAGACGAGCACAACACGGCUUCACUUGGGUCAGCAACAGCAGCACAGGCAGAGGAAGAUCAGGUUCGACGCAGAUCAGGUUCGACGCAGAGGAACCCACGAGCAGAAGAUCAGGUGCAACGCACAGGUUCAAUUUCAACCCAGUUGUGCGCUUGGGUUCAGGUUCAGGUUCUCCCACAGUGCAGAAGAUCAGCAGCAGCACCACGACAGAGGAGCAAUAGCAGCAACACGCAGAGCUCCACCUGUGACAGGGGAGAAGCAGCUGCGCGGGCGCG
Messenger RNA from Triticum dicoccoides, 1029 nucleotides. Its product is annotated as DNA polymerase kappa-like. Gene Ontology annotation, cellular component: nucleus. The coding region runs from base 417 to 734 and encodes 105 amino acids. Lineage: Eukaryota; Viridiplantae; Streptophyta; Magnoliopsida; Poales; Poaceae. The record is from RefSeq and is a predicted model, not a curated record. Gene Ontology annotation, molecular function: DNA-directed DNA polymerase activity. Gene Ontology annotation, biological process: error-prone translesion synthesis. The transcript is spliced from 4 exons.